This is a messenger RNA of Varanus komodoensis (Komodo dragon), 4294 nucleotides long. It is a transcript of the gene SOWAHA, whose product is annotated as sosondowah ankyrin repeat domain family member A. The record is from RefSeq and is a predicted model, not a curated record. NCBI's taxonomy places the organism in Eukaryota, Metazoa, Chordata, Lepidosauria, Squamata, Varanidae. Gene Ontology annotation, molecular function: protein binding. The transcript has a single exon. Bases 1 to 1479 code for a protein of 492 amino acids.
AUGGCCGUGGCCGCCCCCGCGCUGAGCCGGGCCGGCGUGGCGCGCUUCCUGCGGGAGCGCGGCGGCGCGGUGCGCGUCUCGCUGCUGGUGAGCCACUUCGCGCCGCUGCUGGAGGCGCCCGCGGGGGAGCGCGGGGAGCCCGCCGAGCUCCGCGAGCGCUUCGAGGGCUUCGUGAACGACGUGGCCGUCGUGCGGCGCAUGGACGGCGCCGAGUUCCUGGUGCUGAAGCCGGCGGCGCACGCGGCCGGAGCGCGUCCCUGCGAUGCCGAGGGCGAGGAAGAGGAGGGCGAGGGAGAGGAGGGCGAGGGCGCGGCCCCCCCGGCGCCCGCUCCGCAUGCCGUCGUGGGGGCGCCUGCCCGGGACUGCCCCGAGGAGAGCCAGGCUGCCCUGCCCGUGGCCAAGUUGAAGGACUUCUUCCAAGGCGGCGACCCGGAGCCCCCCAAAGCCCCCGGCGGCAGCGCCCUGGGGAGCGCCCGGGCCGCCCCGCAGAAGCCCUGCAUGCUGCCGGUGCGCUACGUGGUGCCCGCCAGUGCCCGCGGCCGCGGGGCUGAGGAGCCGCGCCCGGAGCCGGAGCCGGAGCCGCCUGCAGGCGCAGCCUGGCGGCAGGUGGGCCAGGUGGGCCCCCGCGCCGCCACUCGGUCUGCCUCCCCGCAGCGCAAGCAGGAGCCGGCCGAGAGCGGGCCCAGCUCGCCUCCCCUCCGGAGGGCGCCGAAGCCUCAGAAAGUGGGCGAGGAGGCAGACGGGCCCCCCCCCACGGUCCCGCUGGAGGCGGCCGAGCACGAGUGGCUGGUCUCGGCCACCGCUGGCCAGUGGUCCCCGCGCCUCCACGGCCUGCUGCUGCACGACAGGAGCCUGGCCAGCAAAAGGGACUUCAUGACUGGGUUCACCGUUCUGCACUGGGCAGCGAAAACGGGCAACUGUGACAUGCUGCAGAAAGUCAUCGAGGUGGCCCGGGCAGACGGCGCCCACUUUGACGUGAACGCCCAGUCCUUCGGGGGCUAUACGCCGCUCCACAUCGCCGCCCUCCACGGGCAGGAAGACGUCAUUGUCCAGCUGGUGAAGGACUACAAUGCCAAGGUGAGCUUGAGAGACUACAGUGGGAAGAAACCAUUUCAGUAUUUAAGAGAAGGGUCUUCCUUUGCUGUCAGGCAUCUCCUGCGUGACCCGAAUCUUCACACGGUCUCUGGACAGAACACCUUCAGCAAGAAGAAUGCGAAGGUGGCUGCUUCUAUUCUGAGCUCCACCAGCACCGUCCUGGGGCUUCUCUCUGAUGACACCGCCUUCUAUGAACUGACCAAGGGCUUGAAAAAGACCGCUUCCCUGAACAGGCUUCUUCAUGCAGCCACAGCCUCAAGGCGAAGGCUGAAGUCCAAAGGAAGCUUCUCAUCCUAUUCUUCCUUGGUUGAGGCAGUAGAAGAAGAGCAGGAAGAAACCACAGUAAAGCGGAGGCCUGUUUCAGAGUUGUUUUUUGGUCACUAGUCUCUGCUUUACUGAAGUCAAUUUAUAUGAAUAUUGAGGCAGACAUCCGCUGGUCAUUUUGUCACAGUAGUACUUUCCUUUUGUGUGCUUGUAUGUUUCUCUUUAACAGAUCUAAUCUAAGGAGCAAAAAAUGGAUUUGCUCACAGAGUGUAUGUAAACAUUGGUUGCAGCAUUCUAGUGACCUUUACCUCACACACACAGUCGUUUCACUGAGAACAAAGGAGGCUUCCAGGUAGAGGAAUUCUAUAAAAUCUGUCCUUCCUUAACAGGUUUUUUCUUUGCAGAAAAGAGAAGGAAUGGGAGAAUAUGGAAGGGGUACAGACGGAAGUCCCCAUCAUCUGGGGUCACUAUAAAAUUCCUUGACAGGGCAACCACCCAAUAAAAACUUAAUCUGGAAGCAUCCAAACAUUGACUGAGAAAAGUUAGGCUUGCUAAAUUGAUGUGAAACUUCAUCAGGGUUUUGGAAGGUUUGUUUGCUUUUGUGAGUAAAAUUUAAUGUAGGAUCUUUCAAAACUGUAGUUUUAUAUUCAUUUAAUUGAAUGAAUUAUAAGUCCCAUUAAAACCAGUGAGACCAUUUCUGAUGGCUGCCACUGCAUUGGAAGCAGUGCAUGUUGAAACAAAAGCACUAUGUUUCGUUUGUUGUCUGCAUGAGUCUCCAGAACAAAGUGCUUGACUUAAAAUAUCUUUCAAAAUGCUUUUUGGAAAUGAAAAGGCUUGUUGGAGAUUCAGAACUUCCAGCCAGCUCUGCCAGAGCAGAUUAACGUGUUGGGUAAAAGGAGGGUUCUCUUUCCUAAUGACGUGCCAUUUUCAAUAUUGGAAAUGUACAACCAUUUUUGUAACAGUUUGCACUGGGUGCACUUUUUAUGACAGUUCCCUUAAUUUUCAGAGGAUCUGGCAGUCCUGUGGUUAAAAGGCAAGAAAAAUUAGGGAACUGUCAUAAAUUACUACUUUGAUUUUUAAAGAGGGUGCUGGAAAUUAAAAACAUGUCUUUUUACAGUGCCAUCUAGGAAGUACUUUUCUACGUACUUGACUAUGUGCAGAACACAAAAUACCUACUGAAAUUAUGCUUAGAAAAUGAACCAGCUCUAGCCAACUUUAAAAAAGAAAAUCCCUAACAUCUCUACCUCAAUCUUUCAUUUAUAUAGCCAGUUAUUUCUUGUUUUUUUCCAAGAAUAUCUAUAUAAUGCUUGUUGGAAACUUGUGAAAUAUGGUGCAAUUCUGAAUGCCUAACAGUUUGACAAAAUAUAAUACGACUCUCUGCUCUCUCUGAAAGUGAUGUUUUUAAAGUGUAGCAACAGGAGGGAAAACUAUUUAGAGUAUUUUUAUACAAGGAAUAGCCUAAUGAAAGCAUAGCAAUUUAGGCACUUAUUUUUCUACAGUUCAUGGUAUAAACACUGAAACAUGUUGACAUAUUUACAGUAAGGAACUUUUAAGCCAGGUUUGGACAUGUUAGCUGUUCCAUCAGCCAACCUUGAGUGCCUAAGAGUAUGUGCGUCUCAGUAAUAUAAAAAAGCAAGCGCCGGUACACCUUCUGCAUGUCUACUCAGAAGUAAGGCCUGCUGAGGACUUACUUGCAGGUCAGAGUGUUUUAAGCUUUUAAAUGCAUCCCAUACAGUUUUUAUGGCUUCAUGGGCACUUUUGAAAAUACAUUGUGGAUUAUUUUAAGCUUGAUGGAGCAUCUUGUUUUGAUCAUGCUUUGAUUGAACUAAAGGUCCUUCAUAUUUGGGUAAUUAUUGUACCAUUUUACAAAAUGAUGGAUAGUUGUUUAGUAUAAAUUGAUUUUAAUACAAUUGAUUAUUCAGUGUUUGGGGACCUUAUAUAUUUACUUGGAAGUACUUCUCAUUGAGUUGAACGGGACUUACUCCUAUUAAAAUUGUAUCAGACUGAAGACUGAGAGUGUUUUCACAUAAAACACAUUGUUGUACUUUGCUGUGCAUGCCAUGUGCAAAUGCUGCUAAUUGAGUAUAGGGCAUCAUAAACUUUUACAUGUAUGCUGGAUAAUGAAUCAAAAUCUAUUUUAAACAUGAAUAUGCUCACUUGAAAUAUUGUCAUAAAUGUGAGUGGAAAGCAACCUUUAUGUAAUGCUAAUACCUGUUAAAUUUAAUGGUUUUCCAGUGCAUUCAAGAUUUAUCAGCAAGCAGACAUUCAUAAAGUGAAGCUUCUCCUGUUGCCAUUACUAUUUCAUAUGGGGAAGGCUUUCCUCACUGAAGGUCUGGCUGCCAUUGUAGCUUCUUAUUUAGAUGCACAGAGGAAGUCAUACACUUCUGCAAGGUGGUUAACCCCACAGUCAAGUCUUACUCAGCAAAGGGGAAGUAGAGAAGCAGAAACUGAAAUGUACUGUAAGGUAGCUCUGCUGAUAAUAGUGGGAUUAUGCUUAAGGACAAAGAAUACUUAAAUGGUUUUCAGUAUAUGUCACUUUGCAUUACAUCACAAGCUGCAUGGCACAAUACACGCCAAAGCGUAUUCCUGUUUCUAAACCCUGAAGUUAAGCACAUGAAUGUCGAGACAGAUUUACUUAAGAGUUACUUAAAGUGGUUUGAGUUGAGAACUGAACUUCGAUUUCCUUUAAACCAUUCUUUAUGGAAUGUUGUUUCCUUGUACUGCCUUAAGAAGCCAUUGUUCUUCUGAUACUUUUUAAAGUCCUUGUUUCUGCUACAACAAGAUGAAGAAAUAAAUAAGCAUAUGUGACUGAAACUACUAACUACAAUCCUUUGUUAAAAUUCAUUAGAUGUUUUAAAUUUUAAUAGUGACUGCUUUGAAACUCUUCAAGGUCAGUGGCUCUUGAAAUGUUUUGACAUCAGACUUGCAUUAAUAA